AUGAAGUCCAAGUUCCGAAAGGGGCAGAGUCAACUCUUCGCGGGGCGGCUCCGGGUCAAGGCUUUCUGCUCGUUUCUAAAGCGCCUGUGGCGUUUCCGAACCCCUGAGUCACAAAACAGCCACGCCGCGUCCCCGGGGCCAAGCCCCCAACCUUGUCUUCAGAGUACAGGCGAGGUCGGCGAUGUGAGGGCUCGUGGCGGCCGCCGUGAGAUGUGGGAGGUCCGCAAGGGGGAUCCUGUACCCCCGAAACGAAAGCGCACGAAGCCUAGAAACCCGAGUCAAAGUUACCAGGAUAAGUUGAGAGCCCCUUCUUCCGCUCCCUUCGAUAGCUCAGCUGGUAGAGCGGAGGACUGUAGACGAUUGUCCGCGGCCAUCCUUAGGGUCACCUUCACGCUGACCCGGCUGCGUGAGAUACCCCAGCUGCUACUGUGA
Molecule: messenger RNA, 432 nt
Organism: Rangifer tarandus platyrhynchus (Svalbard reindeer)
Lineage: Eukaryota; Metazoa; Chordata; Mammalia; Artiodactyla; Cervidae
Source: the annotation of a GenBank genome assembly